This is a messenger RNA of Cokeromyces recurvatus, 876 nucleotides long. RefSeq lists its product as uncharacterized. The transcript is spliced from 5 exons. Bases 1 to 876 code for a protein of 291 amino acids. NCBI's taxonomy places the organism in Eukaryota, Fungi, Mucoromycota, Mucoromycetes, Mucorales, Mucoraceae. The record is from RefSeq and is a predicted model, not a curated record.
AUGGCAGCUAUUAACGACGAUACAUAUGCACGAGUAUAUGAAAAAUUAAAAGAACACAAUUUUACGAAUCAAGAAAUAAAAACUAUAGAAACAGCUCGUGAACAACUUCAAACUCAUACAUAUAGUGGUGCCUUACUUGGCGCUUCUACAGCAUUUCUGCUAGCCAAGAAAAGAAGAUGUAACCCAAUUCAAAUGCUUGUUGUUACUGGUGGUGGUUUCUUUAUGGGCUAUCAAAUAGGCACAAUAUCCGGUGUUUUAUCUGGAGUUAAGACUAUUAAUAGUUUACCAAAUCCUCAACGUGUACAUCAAAUUAUUCGAGAAGUAAGGGCAGAGGCAAUAAGAGGAAGUCAAAUUAAUCAUGGAAACCCAAAUGCUAUUCAACCCCAACGAGCAUCACAUCAGGCGUUACAUAAUAUAAGAGAUACCGAAGAUCAAUUCUCACCUGAUUUAGCUGAAAACACAAAUGGGGAUGCAGCUUGGGGAGAUAAUAAAACAUCAUUCAAUAAUGGAGAAAUAGAUAUUUCUGAUGAAGUAGAUCCUCUUUCUCGGUCUCAAUUUAAAAAUAGACAACAACAACAGCAACAACAACAACAGCAACAGCAACAGCAACAACAACAGCAGCAGUUAAGUACUUGGGAUAAAAUUCGACAGGUGAACUUACCAAACAAUACAUGGGCAAGGAUUCGAAUGGAAGCUAAAAAUAAUCAUAUUAGUAAUGAAGAUAUUGAAAAAGCAAGAGCUGAUAGAGCAAGAAAACUUCGUGAAGAUUCCGAUUUUGAAAGAAAUCAAGAAGAAAUACCACGAACAAGAGAGGAAGAAGCUUUACAAAGACGUAGUAUUUUAAGGACAAAUCAAUGGGGGGAUCCAUUAGAAUAA